Messenger RNA from Corapipo altera (White-ruffed manakin), 4285 nucleotides. RefSeq names its product protein phosphatase 4 regulatory subunit 3B (gene PPP4R3B). The coding region runs from base 226 to 2685 and encodes 819 amino acids. The transcript has 16 exons. Gene Ontology annotation, molecular function: protein phosphatase activator activity. NCBI's taxonomy places the organism in Eukaryota, Metazoa, Chordata, Aves, Passeriformes, Pipridae. Gene Ontology annotation, cellular component: protein phosphatase 4 complex; nucleoplasm. The record is from RefSeq and is a predicted model, not a curated record. Gene Ontology annotation, biological process: protein dephosphorylation; DNA damage response.
AAGGCGGCCCGAGUCGGGUUACAAGAUGGCGGCGGCGCUGUGGUAGCUGCCGAGGCGGAGCGGCGCCAGCGAGGCCCGGGCCGGGGCGCGGCGGCGCCGACCCGCCAUGGACAGCGGCGCGGUGCAGGCCCCGCGCUGCCCCUGAGCGGCCCGGCCGCCCCGCUUGCUCCCCGCCGCCCUCGUCCCAUCGCCCCCGCGGAGGCGGAGCGGGCCCGGGGCUGCACCAUGUCGGACACCCGCCGGCGGGUGAAGGUCUACACGCUCAACGAGGAUCGGCAAUGGGACGACAGGGGCACCGGGCACGUCUCCUCCAGCUACGUGGAGCGGCUGAAGGGGAUGUCGCUGCUGGUGCGCGCCGAGUCGGACGGUUCACUACUGUUAGAAUCGAAGAUAAAUCCAAAUACUGCAUAUCAAAAACAGCAGGACACCCUGAUUGUUUGGUCAGAAGCAGAGAACUAUGAUUUAGCACUGAGUUUUCAAGAAAAAGCUGGCUGUGAUGAGAUUUGGGAAAAAAUCUGCCAGGUUCAGGGCAAGGAUCCCUCGGUGGAAGUCACACAGGACCUUAUUGAGUCGGAAGAGGAGCACAUAGAGGAGAUGCCUGAAACCAGUCCCUUGAUCGACCUUCCCACUUGUGAACUCAACAAACUUGAAGAGAUCGCCGACCUCGUUACCUCUGUCCUCUCCUCGCCCAUCCGCAGGGAAAAGCUGGCCCUGGCCCUGGAGAACGAGGGCUACAUCAAAAAACUGCUGCAGCUUUUCCAAGUGUGCGAGAACCUGGAGAACACGGAGGGCUUGCACCACUUGUACGAGAUCAUCCGGGGCAUUUUGUUCCUCAACAAAGCGACUCUGUUCGAGGUGAUGUUCUCUGACGAGUGCAUCAUGGAUGUGGUGGGGUGCCUGGAGUAUGACCCUUCUUUGGCUCAGCCCAAGCGGCACAGGGAGUUCUUGACCAAAACGGCAAAAUUUAAGGAGGUUAUUCCUAUCACAGACUCUGAACUCAGGCAAAAAAUCCACCAGACUUACAGGGUACAGUAUAUUCAGGACAUCAUCUUGCCGACGCCAUCUGUUUUUGAAGAGAAUUUUCUUUCUACCCUCACUUCCUUUAUUUUCUUCAACAAAGUUGAGAUUGUCAGUAUGUUGCAGGAAGACGAGAAGUUUCUGUCUGAAGUUUUUGCACAAUUAACAGAUGAAGCUACAGAUGAUGACAAACGGUGUGAACUGGUGAACUUUUUCAAGGAGUUCUGCGCCUUCUCUCAGACGUUACAACCUCAGAACAGAGACGCGUUUUUCAAAACUUUGGCCAAGUUGGGAAUUCUUCCAGCUCUUGAAAUUGUCAUGGGAAUGGAUGAUCUGCAAGUUAGAUCUGCUGCUACAGAUAUAUUUUCUUAUCUGGUAGAAUUUAGCCCAUCCAUGGUCCGAGAAUUUGUAAUGCAAGAGGCCCAGCAGAGUGAUGAUGACAUCCUCCUCAUCAACGUGGUCAUCGAGCAGAUGAUCUGUGACACUGACCCGGAGCUGGGGGGAGCUGUGCAGCUCAUGGGGCUGCUGAGGACCCUCAUCGACCCCGAGAACAUGCUGGCCACAGCCAAUAAAACAGAGAAAAGUGAGUUUCUCAACUUCUUCUACAACCAUUGCAUGCACGUGCUGACGGCGCCGCUGCUGGCCAACACGGCCCAGGAGAAGGGGGAGAAAGAUGCAGUAGUUGGAUCCACUAAGAGUAAUACAAUUUGUCCUGAUAAUUAUCAAACGGCACAACUACUUGCCUUAAUUCUGGAGCUGCUUACUUUUUGUGUGGAGCAUCACACAUAUCACAUCAAGAACUACAUCAUGAACAAAGAUUUGCUGAGAAGAGUCCUGGUCUUGAUGAAUUCCAAACACACCUUCCUGGCCUUGUGUGCUCUUCGCUUCAUGAGGAGGAUAAUUGGGCUGAAGGAUGAGUUCUACAACCGUUACAUCACCAAGGGAAACCUCUUUGAGCCCGUGAUCAACGCGCUGCUGGACAACGGCACCCGCUACAACCUGCUCAACUCUGCCGUCAUCGAGCUCUUUGAGUUCAUCCGGGUGGAAGACAUUAAGUCCCUUAUUGCACAUAUAGUUGAAAACUUCUACAAUGCACUUGAAUCUAUUGAAUAUGUUCAGACAUUCAAGGGACUGAAGACGAAGUACGAGCAAGAAAAAGACCGACAGACCCAGAAGCUGAACAGUGUCCCCUCCAUCCUGCGCAGCAACAGGUUCCGCAGGGACGCCCGAGCCUUGGAGGAGGACGAGGAGAUGUGGUUCAACGAGGAUGAGGAGGAAGAAGGAGAAGCUGUUGUCCCUCCAGUCGAGAAGUCAAAGCAGGAGGAUGAUUUCCCAGAUAGCUAUGAAAAAUUUAUGGAGACUAAAAAAGCUAAGGAGAGCGAAGACAAAGAGAAUCUUCCAAAAAGGACUUCAGCUGGGGGAUUCAAAUUCACUUUUUCCCACUCAGCCAGCGCAGCCAACGGUGCCAACGGUGCCAACAGUAAAUCGGUGGCAGCUCAGACGUCCCCGGCGAGCUCCAACGGCUCCUCCUCCAAGAGCACGGCCCUGGCCCCGGCAGUGACGGCCCCCAAGGGAAGUCUAGUUGGCCUAGUGGAUUAUCCUGAUGAUGAAGAUGAUGAUGAAGAGGAGGAGACAUCUCCAAGGAAAAGACCUCGUCUGGGUUCAUAAAAGAAACCAAAACUUUGGAAUAAGAACUUUUCCUACGGGGUUUCAAAUGCUGCAACUGUUUCAAGAGCUAAAAAGAGUCUGAUUCAGAAAGCUUUCUCCCAUGAGUAAAUACGAUAAUACGAGGAGUAGCAAAAGAAACUCGGUGUAUCAGCUAGAAAGGGUUAGUUCUGUAAACACAAAGCUUCCAAGGAACUUAAUGUCUUUCUAGAGAGUAAGGAGUCUGCCAUUCAGGCUGUCAAAAAAAUGAAAAAUGGAAAAAAAAAAAAAAAGUGGGUUAGUAUUCUCAGAACCUGGAUGAUGGCUUCUCAGCAAGGAAAGUCUCAGGUGUUGGGAGGGCAGGGGGAGGGAAAGGUAUGGUAAUACUUUUUUUAAAAUAUAUUGCAGGGUUUCCCCAGUGUUUAACAGAACUAGGAAAAAAAAAAAUAAAAGUCGAGCUUAAAUUUUGAACCCAGUAAUCUUAAUUUUGUAAUGGUGCUGUCAGUUGUGUUCUUUUAGCAAUGCCUCUUUUUAAAAACAAUUUUAAGGGAAAACUAACUCUGUUUGCAUAAGAACAAUCCAUGUUUUGGGACCAUUUCUUACCAACUAAAUGACAUUUCUCAUGGUUGGAGGGAGGGAGGCUGCAGUUCCAGUGCACGUGGAGUUGGUCGAACAGUUCAGGGGAGCUUUGAUCUCUGUUUCCCCAGAGGAGAGAACGAAGCUGGAUCCAGAGUGGGAGGUUUGGCUUGGCUUUUUGGGCUAGAUAGUAUCAGUAAUAUCAAUGCCAAGGAGCAAAAGCUUCCCCAGUGUCUGCAGGAGCUGCUUGGUGCUGUCCAUGGCACAGCCCAGAACUGCUGGCUUCGAGGUGGGCGAGGUCCCGAAUUCCAGCCGCGCUCCCCGUCGCUCCAAGAGCUGCCUCAGCUGGAGCAGCCCCUGUGUGUGAGUUCACGUUGCAGGACUGAGGUGGGAAUGAGAAACACUAACAGGCUUCUCCUCGGGAGGAAUUAGAGCAGCAGGUCAACACCCAGGUCAGUGUGGACCAAGCUGGAAUUAUUGCCAAGAGAACACCGGGAUCUGGGGCGGGAUCAACAAGCAGCACCUGAACCUGGGUGGGACAGAAGCUGCUUUUUUAACAAACAAAAGCACAUUCCACGUAGGUGACAGGGAGAGGGCAGUUGGGGGAGGCAAACAGUCCAGGUUUUAUUUUGCAGAGCAGCACGUGAACUGUAAAUAUUUUAAUGUUAGUUUGCCCAUUGUGAUCCGAGAUCAUGGCAGAGCGAGAGGAAAUUUCCCAAGUGUUAAAGGAUGGAACCAGCUGCAAUCCACCACAUAGGUCACUCUUGUAAUACGUGUUAUGGGUCCAUUUCUCCUGGAAUAGUUUAAACUGAAGCAGUUUCUCUGUUUUGGAGAUUUUUUUUUUUUUUGUAGUUUUAAUUUUAGCUCUUGUUUGGAAAAAGAUGGGCUGUCUGUGUAGAUAUGAAGUAUAGUUUUUUUCCAUAAAACAGAAGUUUAUUUUGUAUUAAAGAUACCACUGUACUUGUUUUACACCAUUUGUAUACAUGUGGUGAUAUUAAUGCCGAACUGUAAAAUUCAGGAAUUAAAAUGUGACCCUGUAAUUCCAUAA